AUGGACGACGAGGAAGACUAUUCGAAGCUUUCUCUCACGGAACGGUGGACGCAUUCCAAGUGGAACGUUCGUCAGGGCGCAUACAAAGAGGCUGCUGAAGCAUUUGCAAAGUCUGACGCGUCGCUCGCGCCGUUCGCCUCAGACCCGUCCCUUCUUAAAUCAGCAGCCACUGAUGCGAACGUGAAUGCUCUGGAUUCUGGCGUUCGCGCGGUUGCAGCGUUUUUGGCGUAUGCAGAUCUCGUCGUUUGCUCAAAGGUGACUGCAGAGGUUUUGCGUCCUAUGGCUGAAAAGGGCCUGGGGGCGGUUAAACCUGCCGUCAAAGCGGCAACCGUUGAGACCAUUUUAGCAUUUGUCGAAAGCUCUUCGGAUCCCAGUGCUACUGUAACUGAACUUACUGAGCUCACUGCACAUAAAUUGCCCAAGGUUAUUGCUGCCUCAAUUGCUUCUUUGACGGCUAUUUACACUCAGUUCGGCACACAGGCGGUAGACCCCAAGCCGGCGUUGGCUGUGCUUCCCAAGCUGUUUGCUCACACUGACCGCACGGUGCGUGCCGAAGCAGUCAAACUGAGUUUGGCACUGUCCUGUUACAUCGGGGCGCCAGCUAUCUCUGCUGUGCUGUGCGAUAUCAAACCCGUCCAAUUGAAAGAAUUACAGGAACAAUUCGCGAGUGCGCCCGCCCUUAGCCCUACACGCACAUUACGGAUCAAAGCAUCUUCGGGUGCAGCAGACUCGUCCAUGCACGACGAAGUCGUCGAGGAAAGUGAGCCGGUGGAGAUUGACCCGUACGACCUUGCUCCCACGGUUAAUGUUAUGGCGAAAAUACCUGUCACCUACGAGCGGAUGAUGACGUCUUCUAAAUGGAAAGAACGGAAAGAAAUGCUUGACGAGAUUGUUAAUAUUUUGAACGUGCCAAAGAUGAACACCGAAAGUGACUACAUGAACCUCGUUCGGACUCUGUUGCCGAUUAUUGCAAAAGACGCGAAUAUAAUGUGUGCUACACAAGCAAUGAUUGCGAUUAUGCAUUUGUCUAAUGGAUUGAGGUCAAGCUUUGGCCGAUACGCUUCACGCGACCUUCUGCAGGCCAUCGUCGACCGAUUCAAGGAGAAGAAAGUGACUGUGCUGGAAGCUGCCUCAGGAGCUCUACAUGCACUAGUCCAGUCGCUUUCACUCACCGAUGUGUUUGAUACGGUUGUUGGUAAUUUUUCGUCUAAGGUCCCCCAAAUCAAGAUUGAAUGCACAAAGUUUGUGGCAAGUGAGCUUGCGCAGGCAAAAGAAAUCCCCCCACACGCUGUUAUACAAGAAGUUGUCGCUGCUGGCAUCAAACUAAUGAAUGAUACCCAAGAGUCAGUUCGAAGACAGAGUGCUAUCCUGCUGGGAACUAUUAUGAAGAUGGUCGGGGAGCGUGCGCUUGCGUCGGCCCUGCAGUCCCUUGACGACAUUCGUAUGGCAAAGGUUCGUGAGGCCUAUGAGUCUGCAGUUGUAUCUGUCAAGCCCACUGUGCCAACAACCAAGGCUGCUCCAGCUGCCAGCUCUGCAAGGAGUGCGGCGCGCCCCAUGGCAGCCCCUCCCCGCAGGCGUGAGGCUCCUUCCGCCCCCCCAGCUGCCUCCCCUCCUAAACCACCGGCAGCUACACCGGUAAAGAAAUCUGGAGCACGAACUGUGCAUGGCGCAGAGUUUACGCCUGCUCGCCAGCCGCCGGCUGCUCGACGCCGGAUGGUGUCGCCUAUCAAACCACCUGCGGAACGGCCCAUUGCCCGCCCAUCCCGGCUCACCGCCCCACAAGAGGCACAUCCAGACAUGGAUUUUGAUAGCGAUAUUGAGGAGCUCCAGCGUACGAUUCGGCGGUUGGAAGAUCAAUGUGAAAGCUACAAGGUGCGGCUGGAAGCAGAACAGAGUCGUCGCGAAGCAGUGGAUGCAGAGAACCAGGCACUCAGAGAGCAGCUAAAUGCCGCUCGUCAAUCUCAGAAUGAUAUGGAGAGUGUCAGCGUGCGUAUGAAUAGUAUGUCGCUCGACUCGCGACGGAUCUCAGCCCUGCGGCCGCUUUCGCGCAGCAGCAGCGGAGGAGCGGGCGGCAAUGGCGAGGAGCCGCACCACCGAAGCCACAGCCGGCUUGUCCCUAUUGCGCCACCCUCCGAUCCGCCCAAGACCCCGGCACGAUCGCCUCGAAUGAGCAUGCCUGCCCAGAUGGAGAGCUCGCCAGUAAGCCAGGAGAACUGGAGGCGUGCUGCAGAAGUGACGAGCGAGCUGAAAAGGCGCAUUGAGGCCAUGAAACGCCAACGGGGCACCGCUUAA
Molecule: messenger RNA, 2292 nt
Organism: Wickerhamiella sorbophila
Lineage: Eukaryota; Fungi; Ascomycota; Dipodascomycetes; Dipodascales; Trichomonascaceae
Product: Spindle pole body component alp14
Exons: 1
Coding region: 1-2292 (763 amino acids)
Biological process (GO): microtubule polymerization; establishment or maintenance of microtubule cytoskeleton polarity; mitotic spindle organization
Cellular component (GO): spindle pole; microtubule plus-end; kinetochore
Molecular function (GO): microtubule plus end polymerase activity; microtubule plus-end binding
Source: RefSeq, a predicted model, not a curated record